Magallana angulata is the source of this 1598-nucleotide messenger RNA. RefSeq names its product GATA zinc finger domain-containing protein 1-like. The coding region runs from base 115 to 990 and encodes 291 amino acids. The record is from RefSeq and is a predicted model, not a curated record. NCBI's taxonomy places the organism in Eukaryota, Metazoa, Mollusca, Bivalvia, Ostreida, Ostreidae. The transcript is spliced from 4 exons. Gene Ontology annotation, biological process: regulation of DNA-templated transcription; chromatin organization. Gene Ontology annotation, molecular function: sequence-specific DNA binding; zinc ion binding. Gene Ontology annotation, cellular component: nucleus.
AAAAAAACACCAAGAAGACCAAGAAAUUAAAAAUGGAGGCAAAACACUGAACCUCUCAAGUAGAAAAUAUUUUAUCGUUGAUUUUGAUAUAGUUGGAUCAAAUUCAAAGUAAAAAUGCCACUCGGCAAUAAACCAACGUGUGAAUUAUGCAAAUCCACAAAUUCCACGAUGUGGAGGAAAGGUAACAAUGGAGAUGUUAUCUGCAAUACUUGUUUUCUGAAACAAAGUUGCCCCGGUGGCGAAAAGGACGGUAAUGAUAGCAAUGGAAGCAUCCCCGAGCGAACGAAAAGUAACGGCAGCAAUAGCCUAGCGGGCCCAGUGCUUAGAAAAAGUGCAAGGAUUAAGCCAGCGAAACACAAGUACAUAACAGCAGCCAAGGCAUUGGCAACCAAGGGAAAAAGCAGACGGAUGGUUUUUAAGAAGAGUCAACCAAUUAAGGCCCCUACUGCUGUGUCCACAGUUGUAACUGGAGAGAGCAUUUAUUAUGAUGGAAUGUACUAUCAGGCAGGUGAUAUUGUAUCAUUAGUUGACCACGAUGGAUCGGUAUAUUAUGCUCAAAUCAGAGGAUUCAUGCAAGAUCAAUACAAUGAAAAAAGUGCAGUGUUGUCAUGGUUACUACCCACACAAAAUAGUCCAAAAGUUGGUUUCGACCCCUCAACAUACAUUUUGGGUCCUGAAGAGGACCUCCCCAGAAGAAUGGAGUACAUAGAGUUUGUGUGCCAUGCUCCAUCAGAUUAUUACAAAUGCCGCACAGGUCCGUACUUAACUAUUUCCCGUGAGCCAGAGCUGUGUUAUAUAUGGACAACCAUGGGAGAGAAAAUUACCCCCGUUCCUAAUUCCGAUGAAAUGUUUGGAAUGAAAGAUACCAUAGGUUCAAAGGCACCAAGUAUGAAGUUUAGUAAAGAGGACAAGAAAGGUCAGAAGAAACAAGACAAAGAAAAAAACUUUCCAGUGGAGGUUAAAAAAGAAAUUAUCGUUGAUGACUCUUGAAUGUUUAAACCUAAUUCACAUACUUUGUUACCAAUAAAUACUUAAACAUGUUAUUUAGAGUAGAAAGUAAAGGUCUGAAUUAAAAAGAGAAUAGAAUAUCACUUUGUAGUGCAUCUCUUUUAGCUUAAGAGUUCUUGUUUUUAAAGAAAUAAAACCACUGAUCAUGGACAUUUCUGUUAAAUGUGCUGAUGAUCAGUAUUAAUGUACAUCACCACUAUACAUUUAUACCCCUGCUCCGAAGGAAAAGGGGGGUGUUCUGUUUUACCUCUUGAUGUCCUUCUCUGUUUGUCCAUUUGUCUGUCCGUAACAAAAAUAUCUGCCGCAUUUUUCUCAGCAACUAUUCAGCAGAUGCUUGAAAUUUUAACGCAGUCUUUGUUUAGGCAUGCCAUAUGGUGGGAUCUCAUUUUGUAGGAAUCAGAUGUCAAUUUCCUAAUUAAUGUGGACAAUGUUUAUUUUUUGCAUAUAUUUUCAUUCAAGUUUUCGUCAAAGCAAAGAUUCAUUGCAGAUGCUUGAAUUUUUAAACACUAUUUUUUAAGACACGCCAUAUGUUUGGAUCUAUUUUUGUACCAAUCGGAUGUCAACUUCCUAUUAAAUGUCACCUUUGCUUA